AUGAAUAUUUGACUUCCUCUCCCUCUUCCUUUCAGAUACGAUACGAUACGAUACGAUACGAUACAUACAAUAAUAAUAAAUAUCAUAUUCUCCCCCAAGAAUGAGAUUCAAACACUCAACACCUUUUCCCUUCUCUUCUCUCUUCUUCUCUUCCUUCCACUUGGCAAACAAAAUAACAUUCCCACACUUCUCCUCCUACGCCGCCAUCAAUCCGGAGCAAAACUUGCUUUAUCACUUAAAAUAAUUAGAAGUGGAGGCUUCCCAAGGUCUUGGCAUCUUGGACUAGAAUUAAUCGUGUAUGGGUAGUGAGAAAGUAAACAACCCUUUCACUCAAUCUCUUCGCUUUCUUUCAAACAAUAAUUUUUUGUUUUUACUUCGAAAAUAAUCAUCAUCUCAAAAGCAACAUCUGCGAAACCGAGCGGCACAAUUCUACGUGCUAUCCGAUCAUUACAAAAAAGGUGUCGGGGAGGAAGAGCCAACAUACAUUAAUAGACGGCGGAGCGGCGACUGGGCGCGACCAGAUUUCGAAUGCUGCGACAUCACGCAAUACUUUUGAGGGAAUCGACUGAUUGGGGUAUAACGAGCAGAGACAAUCCAACCGAUUGAGCUACAAUAUUUCCCCUCCCCCGCCGUCGACAGUGCCUUUUCGCUAGCACGAUAUCGUUACCGAUACCAAUCGAUUGCGAUUGUUCUAAUACAUAAUCUAUACCGAUCGACAACCAUCUAAGACAGCCAAGAUGGCUUGGGAUCACCUCUCCAUCAAUAAACCUCAUUUGGUUUAUAUCAUUUUGGGUGGCUUCACCUCAUUGUUUAUGCUGUGUUCUUCCUUCAUCAAGGAGCGCAUGUAUAUCGGUGAAGCCACUGUCGCCACGAUUUGUGGUAUUAUCUUUGGACCACAUGCCGCCAAUCUGAUCGAUCCCGACACUUGGGGCAAUACCGAUCAGAUCACUCUAGAAUUCUCACGAAUUGUCCUUGUUGUUCAAUGUUUUGCCGUCGGGGUCGAAUUGCCUAGGCAUUACAUGGAGAAGCAUUGGAGGAGUGUAGUCUUUCUCUUGUUACCCGUGAUGACCUUUGGAUGGUUGAUCACAAGUCUUUUCAUUUGGUGGUUGAUCCCGCCGCUAAACUGGCUGCAGGGACUUUGUGUGGCAGCAUGUGUGACGGCGACAGAUCCUGUACUCGCUAGUUCGGUGGUUGGAAAAGGAAAAUUCGCAAAACGAGUACCGAAACAUUUGAGAGAUCUUCUAUCUGCCGAAUCAGGGUGUAACGAUGGAAUGGCAUUCCCAUUUAUCUACCUUUCCUUAUAUUUGAUUCGAUUUCACCUCAAUGCGAAAGAAGUCACAUUUGAUUUCAUUGUCAUAACAGUUCUUUACGAGUGUGUGUUUGGUGCGAUUUAUGGUUUCGUUGUCGGAUACAUUGGCAGGCACGGAAUCAAAUAUGCGGAAAGACACGAUUUAGUCGACAGAGAGAGUUUUCUCGUGUUCUACUUCGUCCUUGCUCUAUUCUGCGCAGGUUCCGGGAGUAUCCUUGGAGUUGAUGAUCUCCUUGUCGGCUUUGCGGCUGGCGUUGGUUUCUCAAACGACGGUUGGUUUACUCAGAAAACAGAAGAAUCUCAUGUUUCCAACGUCAUAGAUCUCCUUAUCAAUUUGGCAUAUUUUGUUUACCUUGGCACAAUUAUUCCGUGGGAACAGUACAAUGAUAUGGAAAUCGGAACUUCACCAUGGAGGCUCGCUGUCAUCGCUAUCUUGGUCAUUUUCUUUCGACGAAUACCAAUCAUGAUGGCACUAAAACCUCUGAUACCCGACAUAAAAACUUGGCGAGAAGCUCUGUUUGCUGGCCACUUCGGACCUAUUGGAGUGGGUGCUAUCUUUGUUGCUAUUCUUGCGAGAGCCGAGCUUGAGACUGACACUACAACUCCAUUAACUGAGUACCCUGACCGAGAUGCCCCGAACUGGGAAUUGGUAACGGUAAUUUGGCCAAUCGUAACCUUUCUUGUUAUUUCCUCUAUUAUCGUGCAUGGAUCCUCUAUUGCCGUCUUCACCCUAGGCAAACAUAUCAAUACCCUGACACUCACAAUGUCAUACACCCAAGCCGGGGACGAUGGACCCUCUUGGAUGAAUCGUCUCCCUCGUAUCUCAUCGAUUUCGAGAUCUCAAGCUAAGACAGCAGGCUCGGAGACUGAUGGCGAGGAUAUGAGACUGGAUGAAUUACCGCCAGGUACCCUGCCACCCGCAGGAGGAAUUCCUGGAGGCUUCUUGCGCCGUCAAAAGGAGGAGGAUAAUCCAAGUCGCGCCAACAGUCGUCCUUCUUCGAUAAUUCCGCGACGCAGAAAGAAGAAGUGGGACGAUGGAGUAGGACCAGGUGGUCCUAUCAGCGAGUCGGCCAUUUAUCCUGCUCGACGAAGUCGCGACUACUCAACUGGACAUACAUCUGAUACAUUAACGCCUGGCGAAUCUUCGCCCGAUAACGAGAAAGCAAACAUUGAUGACGAGUCAAAUGAAGGUGAACUUGGAGAAGUCCAGCACGAUCCAGAGAUGGAAGAAAUCAUGCAUCAUGGCGAGAAGCAAAGGCGACAUGAUGAGCACAUGUCAGAUGCUCAACGCAACCCUGACAAGGCGGAAGUUUAUGACGAAGGUGAUCAUAUCAUAAUCGAAAACGAAGACGGCGAUGUAUUGAAAACCCUCAAAAGUCCAGGAGCCGGGACCCCCCGGGAAGAAUUUGAGAAUCUCGAAAAGGGAGUCAAGCAAGGGCCAGAGAAAGCCUACAAAAAGUUUGGUAAGAUCAUGGGUGUUUGGAGGAACAAAGACGAGGCCAAGGAGCAUAGCGAAGGAGAAGGUUCCAAAGGGAAGAAAGGAAAGGAGCCUCGCAAGACUCGAGGUCCAGCACUGGCUUAUCAGUAUGGUAGAUCUAUUAUUGUCGAAGAUGAAGAUGGAGAAGUCGUCAAAACAUACGAAUUACCGCCCGACCCUAACAGCAAAGCCCCUAAGUCCGGCGAACAUAAUGCUGUUCGCCAAGGAAUAAACCGCAUGGGUACAUGGACAGGACUUGGUGGCAACAAGGUAGACAACUCUACCAAGACAGAUGCUACAAGUGCAGAACCAGUCCGACAAGGCAUAACUCGCAUGGGCACAUGGAAUUUUGGCAAGAAUACACCAAACACUGAAAACAAAGAAGCUGAAGAAGAUGAUGAUGAUCGUCGUAUUCGAUUUACUAUUGGAGGAGCAGGACGCCGUCUAACUAAGGAAGAUUUCUUGAAAGAAAUUCAAGGUUUAGAUCCCAAAGCAAGAUGUGAGAUUGUCGAAGAAAGUGAUGCACCCAGGGCGAUGAAGGACUUGGCAAAGAGAGACGCCAGUGAUAAAACAAAAGGGAGCUCACGAUUGUUUGAAGCUCAAGAUACACAACUUGCUGCUGGUGCACAAACUGCACGGGUGGUUGGAAAGCAAAUGGCCAAGGCACAGGGCGCUAGAAUUGACGCAAUCACAGAAAGCAGUCCAGCAGGAAGCAGCAAGAAUGAUGUACCUGAGACAGCUGCAGAAAGGAGAAGAAGACAUGACGCUUUGAAAGGAGUAGAGGAAGAUGAGGAGACAGAUGAAGCUAGAGGGCGGGGAAGGGGACGUGGACGUUCUCCUAGUCGUGGCGGUAACGGUCCAGAAGAAAAAGAAACGCCAGCAGAAAAGCGAAGACGGGAAGCAGCUCUUGGAGAAAGCGUACAGAGCGAUAGUGAUGAUGACGAUACUCCGAGAGUGCCACCACCAGCUGUACGCAGCAGGGGUAUUAGAUUUGCGCAGAGUCCUGUGAGAGGAAAGAAGUAGUUGUGGAUAUAUUAUGUACAUGCCGGCGGAUUUUUAAUGUUUUUCAAAAGGAGUUGAUCUCAUGUUACCAUAUUGUUGGGGAAGAAAUAACGGCUUUACUUGAUAAUGUUGCUACGAAAAUCUUGAGAUGAUACCUAUGUAGAUGAGCAAACUGGCAUUUUCGGAAUCAUGAUUGUUGGGUGUUGGGUAAUUUUGAAUGGGUGGUUAUACAUAGCAUAUGGAUUAAUGUUAUAGAAUGAUAGAAUAUUGAGUUAGAUUGAUAGUUA
Molecule: messenger RNA, 4075 nt
Organism: Botrytis deweyae
Lineage: Eukaryota; Fungi; Ascomycota; Leotiomycetes; Helotiales; Sclerotiniaceae
Exons: 2
Coding region: 738-3809 (1023 amino acids)
Biological process (GO): sodium ion export across plasma membrane; proton export across plasma membrane; regulation of membrane potential
Cellular component (GO): plasma membrane
Molecular function (GO): sodium:proton antiporter activity
Source: RefSeq, a predicted model, not a curated record